AUGAAAUCAUAUUUUUUACUAUCAUUCCUCGUCUGUGCGAAUUUCUUGAACAUUAAUGUGUGUCAGGCAAAUCAUUCGAAUAAUUGGGCAGUUCUGGUCGAUACGUCACGAUUUUGGUUCAAUUAUAGGCAUGUAGCAAACGUUUUGUCCAUUUACAGAAGUGUCAAACGUCUUGGUAUACCGGAUAGUCAGAUAAUAUUAAUGGUUGCUGAUGACAUGGCCUGUAACCCUCGCAAUCCCAGUCCUGCGACUGUCUUUAAUAAUGCUGACCAACAGCUCAAUGUCUACGGUGACGACGUUGAAGUCGAUUUUAGAGGCUAUGAGGUAACAGUUGAAAACUUUGUACGUUUAUUGACUGGUCGAUUACCUCCUGAUACACCUCGUUCAAAACAGUUGCUUACUGAUGAAGGUAGCAACAUCUUGAUAUACCUCACUGGCCAUGGCGGUGAUGGAUUUCUAAAGUUCCAAGAUUCUGAAGAAGUUACCAGCCAAGAGUUAGCCGACGCUCUUGAACAGAUGUGGCAGAAAAGAAGAUACCACGAAAUAUUUUUCAUGAUUGAUACUUGUCAAGCUUCAUCGAUGUAUGAAAAAUUUUAUUCACCUAACAUCCUUGCAAUGGCUAGUAGUUUAGUGGGUGAAGACUCUCUUUCGCAUCAUGUAGAUCCAGCGAUUGGAGUGUACAUAAUUGAUCGUUACACAUUUUAUGCUUUGAAAUUUUUAGAGAAUGUUAAACUGAAAAGUCGAAUUAGCAUGAAAAGUUUUCUGGGUGUUUGUCCUAAACAAGAUUGCAUUUCAACAGUGGGGGUCAGAAUAGACUUAUUUCACAGAGACCUCGCAAAAGUUCCAAUCACUGACUUUUUUGGAUCCGUUAGACCAGUCGAAUUGACAUUUGACUUUUUAGAUAUUUCAAAUACACCAUUAUAG
Molecule: messenger RNA, 924 nt
Organism: Macrosiphum euphorbiae (potato aphid)
Lineage: Eukaryota; Metazoa; Arthropoda; Insecta; Hemiptera; Aphididae
Source: the annotation of a GenBank genome assembly